AUGAAGGUACUGAAGAGAAGGAAGGGGCGAGGACCACUGCUUAUAUAUAUGAUAGAAGUCGACCAAAAGAAGUGCUACUUACCCCCACAUACAUCAUGUCGAUCACGUCUGGCCGCGUUAUCUAGGAGUCCGCUCGCCUUUACGGUCACGCUCGACGUCGGUGCUUUUCAGGCCGCCACUAAGGCGGUGAAUAAUCUGGUCAAAAUCAUAGAUGCAGUGAAAAUACACCUUGACAAGCUGAAGCUCGACGAGAAUCCGCUUGCCACCGAAGCAUAUGAAGCUGCUCUUUUGGACGCCAACGACUUUUUUCGGACUGCUACCUACUAUGUUAAUGUGCCAUUGGCAGAGUGCAAUAGUUGGGCACAACAUCAAGGGAAUCUGCACGACAAUAGAAAGGCGCUCCGGGAUAAGAUCAUGGGCCUCGUUGGUGGUAAUGGUCCUACUCCCAGCAAAUUCAAGAAGGUUAUUAAUGAAGCCUCCGAUUACGUAUUCAACACCACGAGGACAACACCAAAUACGGCGAUUCUCAGCAAUGUCAAGGGGAAACUUAAUGAACUCCAUACCAUACUAGACUUGCUGACACAAACCCGCAGACGCUCGGAAAUGAAUAUUGCCAAAGGUUUAGAGGACGGGAAAACGAUGGCACAGGAGCUCAUCAAAGUUUUGGAAAAGGAAAAGCCUAGCCCAGAUGACCGUAUCAAUUUCGAGGCGGCCGAACAAAUGUUCAAGAGGAAGGUGGAAGAUAAUACACUGAGCUGGAAGAAAGUUUUGAACGGCAACAAUGCGCACCCGACAAAAAUCCACGCCAAAAAGGUCAAAAUAGACACCUUGAAGAACGUGUCGCACGAAAACAUCUCCCUGCUGGGCAUGAUGGAGAUGGUGUGUCGAAUGAUGGCGCAGUCUCACAAUGAUUUGACUGUCGUCUUCAUUUGCGGAGGUACCAAGCCCGGGGAUCCAUUCGCCAUCUCAUCGUCAAAAGACGUGCACCCGUGGAGUCAGAGUCUCAACAACAUGGUUGAGCGGCUCCGGAACAAGGAACGACUCGACCACGCGCCGCAGAAAACGUUUCCGAACGGGGCCAAAUUCUCAGUGUCGGCCAGCGAGGACUUCAGCAAGGACGCCGCACGUCUCGAGGCUCUGAAAAACGAGGCCGAGUUCAAGGAAAUGAAUCCCGCCCAGCAGAAAAAGGCCAUCGAGGGCAUGAGGCGAGGCCACAUCACGGGAUGGCGAAGAGUUCAGACCACAAAUGGAUACUUCAGCCACCCCACCGAGAAGGGCGUCUCACUGGGCUGCCCGGACCUCAAGGUCGUGGCUCGCUGCCCGCGCUGCAUGUACGUGGCCGACUUCGACACGACCGAGGACGGCCACAGGAUCGAGAGCGAAAAGCUCUAG
Molecule: messenger RNA, 1392 nt
Organism: Lasiosphaeria miniovina
Lineage: Eukaryota; Fungi; Ascomycota; Sordariomycetes; Sordariales; Lasiosphaeriaceae
Exons: 6
Coding region: 1-1392 (463 amino acids)
Source: RefSeq, a predicted model, not a curated record